AUGGCGACUAUCGCAAGCUUUAAGAUCCCAAAGGUGGUUAAUGAGCCAAAUCAUCAUUAUGCUAAGGGAUCCGCACAACGCGAUGGACUUUAUAAGGCAUUAGAGAGAUUGGAAAGCAAGGUCCCUUUAGAAGUCCCUAUCGUAGUCGGAGGUAAAGAGAUCAAAACUUCCUCUGUUUCGCAUCAAUUCAACCCUGCAAACCACUCCUCGAAAGUCGCAUCUUAUUCAAACGCCUCCCCAUCCGAUGUCUCCUCCGCUAUCGAUGCUGCUCUCGCCGCAAAGCCCGAAUGGGAAUCUCUUCCUUUCGCAGAUCGAGCUGCUAUCUUUCUCAAGGCCGCAGAUCUCAUCUCCGGCAAAUACAGAUAUGAAAUUAUGGCUGCUACAAUGUUGGGACAGGGAAAGAAUGCUUGGCAAGCUGAGAUCGAUUCUGCUGCAGAGUUAGCAGACUUCCUCAGAUUCAAUGUUCAAUAUGCUGAGGAGUUGUAUGCGCAACAACCCGUGCACCAUUCACCUGGUGUCUGGAAUAGACUGGAGUACAGGCCUCUGGAAGGUUUUGUCUACGCUGUUACCCCAUUUAAUUUCACAGCAAUUGCAGGUAACUUGCCUGGUGCACCAGCUCUGAUGGGAAAUGUUGUGGUUUGGAAACCGUCUGAUUCUGCCAUUGCUUCAAAUUGGCUGUUGUACAACAUUUUGCUCGAGGCGGGUCUUCCCAAAAAUGUUAUUCAAUUUGUACCAGGAAACCCUGUCGAAGUUACAAAAGUUGUUCUUGAGCAUAAGCAAUUGGCUGCUCUUCAUUACACCGGAAGUACUGCUGUAUUCAGAAAGCUUUAUGGAUCAAUUGCAAGCGGAGUUGCGGAGGGUAGGUAUCAAGGAUAUCCAAGAAUUGUAGGAGAGACUGGAGGAAAGAACUUCCAUCUUAUUCAUUCUUCAGCCGAUGUGGAAAAUGCUGCUCUCAACACUGUUCGUGGUGCUUUUGAAUAUCAAGGUCAAAAGUGCAGUGCUACAUCGAGAGCAUAUGUUCCGAAAUCUAUCUGGCCUCAAUUCAAGGAGAAGUUGGUUGAAGAAACAUCCAAACUUUCAAUUGGAUCUCCAAAGGACCCAAAGAACUUCAUCGGCCCUGUCAUUCACGAACCAUCAUUCAAGAAACUCUCAGGCAUCAUUGACAAUGCUAAAUCAGACUCUGAGCUCGAACUUCUUGUAGGAGGCAAAUACGAUAACUCGACUGGUUAUUAUAUUCACCCCACUAUCUACCAAACCACCAACCCCAGACAUGCUCUCCUUUCUACUGAGCUGUUCGGUCCAAUUCUUACCGUCUACGUCUACGAUGACUCUACCGCUCCAGCCGAAGCUUUCGAGUCAGUUUGUAAGCUCGUGGAUACUACAUCUGAGUAUGGACUCACUGGUGCAGUUUUUGCCACCGAUAGAGCAGCGAUCAGAUAUGCGGAAGAAGCAUUGAGAAAUUCGGCGGGUAAUUUCUAUGUCAACUGCAAGAGUACCGGAGCAGUGGUUGGACAGCAGCCUUUCGGUGGUGCCAGAGCCAGUGGAACAAACGACAAGGCGGGUAGUAUGAAUCUCUUGGGUAGAUUCGUUAGCGUGAGGGCAUUGAAGGAAGAGUUUGUUUCAAUUGGAAGUGUUGAAUACCCAAGUAAUGAGGUUUAA
Molecule: messenger RNA, 1659 nt
Organism: Sclerotinia sclerotiorum 1980 UF-70
Lineage: Eukaryota; Fungi; Ascomycota; Leotiomycetes; Helotiales; Sclerotiniaceae
Exons: 3
Coding region: 1-1659 (552 amino acids)
Cellular component (GO): mitochondrial matrix
Molecular function (GO): L-glutamate gamma-semialdehyde dehydrogenase (NAD+) activity
Source: RefSeq, a predicted model, not a curated record